CUGAAGGUGUUCUUUGUCAUGAUCCUUCCAUCUAGAGCUGAUGGAAUGUUCAGCAGGUAUAAAUGCAGAUCUUAGACAAAGCAGUAGACUAGAAGGACCUGGCAGAGAGAGAGAUAAGAAGCUUUUCACACACAUCUCAAGAUAGCACUGUGGGAAACACUGGUUGACCUGACAGAAUGUUCUCAAUCCUGGUUGUCACAGUGUUCUUGGCUAGCUGCUUGGCAAUGCCCAUCAAAGACCCGUACUCGUAUUCCUCUGCGGUGGGUCAGGGAGGUGGGACCCCAUUUGCUUCCUACGGUGAGGGACGCAUCACAGGAGUCAGAGUGUGGGAGACCAACAACAACUACUACUACUACUACUACUACAACAGCAACAGCAACGCCUACAUCAGCGGGUUCCAGCUGAGAUACGGCUCCACCUGGUCUCCUGUGUUCGGUGGUGAAGGGGGUGAAAAGCAGGAGAUGGAGCUGUUUAAUGAAGAGGCCAUCGUUGAGGUGUCUGGGAAGUACAACCCAGCAGACUACAUCUGCUACCUGGUGUUAACCACCAACAUGGGGCGCACUCUGUCAGCCGGCCAGCCUAGCCAAGUCUCCUUCAACUUCUACCCAGCCAACAUGGGCAAUGAGCUGAGGCUGCUCAGCGGUCGCUUCAACGGUGCCGGGAUCACCUCCAUCGGAGCCCACUGGGGAUUGGUGUACAUGGAAGGGGCUGGAAACAGUACUCUGGAAACAGCACUGGAAACAGUAACUCCUAUUAUUUGAAGAAAAUAAAAAAGUAUGUCUUGCUCUUUGGGAUGGUAUCCCAGAUACAGAUUAAGCCUAGUCCUGGACUAGUUACUUUCAAUGGAGAUUCUCCAUUCAACAUGCUUUUUAGUCCAGGAGUAACUUAAUCUGGGUCCAGGAAACUGACCCUAUAUGUUUUAGACGGAUGUUUGACAUAGACGCUGACAGAACUAUUUGGUGAUCCCUCACUUGAAGCAAUACAAUAAAAUAUUCAAAACAUUCAAAUUCA
Molecule: messenger RNA, 1011 nt
Organism: Salmo salar (Atlantic salmon)
Lineage: Eukaryota; Metazoa; Chordata; Actinopteri; Salmoniformes; Salmonidae
Product: zymogen granule membrane protein 16
Source: RefSeq, a predicted model, not a curated record